Messenger RNA from Oryzias latipes (Japanese medaka), 2128 nucleotides. It is a transcript of the gene ptcd3, whose product is annotated as pentatricopeptide repeat domain 3. Gene Ontology annotation, cellular component: mitochondrion. Lineage: Eukaryota; Metazoa; Chordata; Actinopteri; Beloniformes; Adrianichthyidae. The record is from RefSeq and is a predicted model, not a curated record. Gene Ontology annotation, molecular function: ribosomal small subunit binding; rRNA binding; protein binding. Gene Ontology annotation, biological process: mitochondrial translation.
UCUUCUUCCGUUUGUGGCAAUAUGGCGGCGUCCGGUAGGCACGUAGGACAUUACAUCCAGAGAAACGGACGGUUUCUUCGGGUUAACCUUGAAGGUUUAUGGUCAAACAGGAGUUUUGGAUGGACCUCUGCGCUGCAGCAACAAGCUCCAGAAGUUAAAAAGGAUGCAUCAGAGUCGAUUGUCAUCCCAAGGAAGAAAACAUGGAACAAAAUUGCGGUUCUGGAGGCCCUGGCAUCAACUGUGGACAGGGAUCCUACAGCCUAUCCAUACCAGUUCCAGGAUGAUCCCUACCUUUCUCCCAGGACAUCCUCUGAGUUUAAGCUGUUCUCUCUCUCCCAGGAGUCUGGUCGCUCUGCAGCGAAGUUCUUUGUCGACAGCAAUCCAAAGUUCUUCACCAAAGACUUCGCUGAACCCCACAUCCCUUGCCUGAUGCCAGAGAGCGUGUCGCUGCGUCUGGAGGAGGUGAGCGAGGAGGCCCUGAGGGAGCGCAUCAGCCUGAGGAAAGUGACGGCUGCCGUCGACAUGUACGAUCAACUCCUGCAAGCGGGCACAGCCGUUUCCAUGGAAACCACUCACGAUCUGCUGGACCUAAUCUGUCUGUACUGCGACAGGAACCCCGUGCAGGAGGGGGGGCCGCAGGCGGAGGAAGCGGAGGAGGCAGGAGAGGAGACGAAAGGAAGGAGAGGCAGGACAAGACGAGAUAUCCCCAAGACCCCCUGGAAAGAAAACAACAACGCUGAGAGAAUCUUCAACCUACUGCCAGAAAGAGACUCGCGCUGCUACUCGGCUUUGAUCAGAGGCAUGGUGAAGCAUGGAGCUUAUGCAAAAGCUUUCAGUUUGUAUACAGAUCUGCUCAACGACAGACUGACAGGUGACGUCCAUCUCUUUAACGCUCUCAUCCUCGCUGCCCCAGAACUCAGAGAAAAAUACAAUGAAAAGUGGGAGCUCAUCAGCGAGCUGCUGAACCAGAUGAGUCAGCAGAAAGUUCAUCCCGACCUGCUGACCUUCAACAGCGUCCUGAAAGCUCUGCGGCGCUGCGGCUACGUGGCAAAAACCAAAGCUCUGUCCACGCUGAACGAGAUGAAGGCCGUGGGCAUCUCUCCCAGCUUGGCCACCUAUGACCACAUCCUGGCGGCCUUUUACAAAUCAGCUUCAUCUGGUCCGAGCAACACCGAAAUCCUCCUGGAAGUGCUGACCGAGCUGGAAGGAACCCGCCUCACCUGCCAGGAUCCUGAUGAUGUUCUGUUCUUCUCCAGCGCCAUGAGAAUAUGUUUAGACGGCAAAGAUCUGGAGCUGGGAUAUAAAGUCCAGAAUCUAUUAGAAGUUGGAGACAACUGGAGGCUUCUUGGAGACUCCUACCAGCAAAGUAUUUACUACGGCCGCUUCUUCAACCUGUUGUGUAUGAUGGAGCACAUCGACGUGGUUCUGGAGUGGUACAGAAAGAUCAUCCCGUCGCGGUACUACCCCAACCCUCAGGGAAUGAAGGACCUGCUGCAGGCGCUGGACACCGACAGCCGCCUGGACAUGCUGCCCACUAUUUGGAAAGACAUAAAGAGUUUGGGUCACGAUAACAAACCUGACCUGGUGGAGGAGCUGCUCGCUCUGAUGGCCAGAGAGGAGCACAGUCCAGAGGUUCAGGAGUCUUUUGCUGCGUGCGCUCUGAACGUGAAGAGCGUGUGCGAUGGGAGGCUCAGUACGGAGUGGAGCGCCUCCGCCCUGUCACACAUCACCACUCUUCUCCUGCGGGCCAACAAAACCCAGGAGGCCUGGGAGGUGCUGCUGGUCUUUAAGGCCAAGAACAGAGUUCCUUCCGAGGAGCUGUUGAACAGCUUCCUGUCCGCCUGCCAUAGCCGUGGGGAUUCCCAGGGAGCAGUGGAGCUGGUGCAGCUGUCUGCAGCCUUCUGCCUGCCCGCUACAUCAGGACUGGCCUCCAGAGCGCUGGCAGACUUCCACCUGACCGAGGAGCAGAGAGCCGCUCUGUCUGAACUGGAGGUUGCAGUGGAGUCUUCUGACCCGAAGAACCAGCAGGAAAACUGAGUUUUUACAUCCAUACAUGCAAAAAUCUUCCAGAUGCCUCGAAUAAACCUGUGUCUGUACUCCCCCCAUCUAAUAAAAGUUUGACGCAUAA